Molecule: messenger RNA, 1671 nt
Organism: Penicillium cinerascens
Lineage: Eukaryota; Fungi; Ascomycota; Eurotiomycetes; Eurotiales; Aspergillaceae
Product: putative plasma membrane antiporter
Exons: 9
Coding region: 1-1671 (556 amino acids)
Biological process (GO): proton export across plasma membrane; sodium ion export across plasma membrane; regulation of membrane potential
Cellular component (GO): plasma membrane
Molecular function (GO): sodium:proton antiporter activity
Source: RefSeq, a predicted model, not a curated record
AUGCUCCAUCCCAUCCUCGAUAUCAGCAACUUCAAUGUGGUUCUCACAUUCUCAGGAAUAUUCCUACUUGCGUUCGGGUUUCUUUCGCUCAAGGUCAAGCAGAAAUGGUUUCUUGGGGAAGCCUUGCCAUCCUUUGUGGUCGGCGCUAUACUAGGGCCGUUCUGCACCAACUUGAUCGACCCAGCGCGAUGGAGCAAUCGUGACGCACAGGGAGAGAUUGCUUAUGCGAUGACUCGGAUGGUGAUUGGACUACAAAUGGUGAAAGUCGGCUAUGAACUGCCGAAAAAAUACCUGCGACGACGUCUGGUCGAGCUGACCAUCUGUCUGCUUCCUCUCAUGACAAUACAAUGGCUGGCCACGUCGUCGUGUAUUUUGCUGCUGGUCCCUCGUGUAUCCUUCCUGGCAGCCUUGAUCAUCGGAUCAUGUGUCAUCUGUAUAGACCCCGUUCUCUCGCAAGCUGUGGCGAAGGGCCCGUUCGCCGACAAGUACGUUCGAAGACACCUGCGAGAAUUCAUAUCUGCCGAGGCGGGAGGGAAUGACGGGUUUGGGUUUCCAUUUUUGUUGCUUUCCAUAUCGAUCUUGCGAUAUGCCGACGUGCCUCAACAGGGCAUGAGCAAGCGGGACUGGAUUGGAGAAACAGAUACCGGACGGUUUGGAGGAGACGUCGGUCGCGCCUUGGCUCAUUGGGCCGUUGAAGGGGUUCUGUACAUGAUCAUCAUGGGAUCUGGGUAUGGGUUGUUGGUGGGGUUUGUGAGUCGGAAGAGUUUGAACUUGGCUUCGAAGAGGCAAUGGAUUGACAAGGAGAGUUUCUCCCUGUGCCCGAUUGCCAUUGGGUUGUUUCUCGUGGGAACAUGUGGCUGUUUUGGAUCGGACGAGACACUGGCCUGUUUUAUUGCUGGAUGUGCUCUCAACUGGGAUGGAAACUAUCAUUCAGAGGCCGAGGCACGACAUGACUCGUUCAACUCCACCAUCGAGACGGUAUUGAACUACGGAACGUUCAUCUUUAUCGGGGCAAGUAUGCCGUGGGACCAGCUUCACCUGCCAAAAGUCACCGGCAUCACCAUUUCUCGACUGGUUGUUUUGGGAGUUUUAAUCUUGCUGUUUCGGCGGAUUCCCGCCAUUAUGCUGGGAUACCGAUUCAUGCCCAAAAUCUGCAGUGACUGGAAAGAGGCUUUGUUCAUGGGGUACUUUGGACCGAUCGGCGUGGGGGCAAUUGCAUACGUUGAAUACGCCCGGCGACUACUCCCAGGCCCCGGGGAAAGUGACACGGAAAUUAACAAUCUAACUGCAGCCAUGAUACCCGUGGUGUACUGGCUCGUAUGCUUCUCGAUCGUCGUUCACGGCAUUUCGAUCCCAGCAUUGAACUGCAUAUACAAGCUCCUCAGAGUCCCUGUCAUUCGAGAUCAUCCAGUGGAAGUUCAGCUUCUUUCCGAGAACGAGCCCGUUCCGAAUAACAGUGUUGUGAACCGACGAGGACAUUCGAUGAUUCUCAACAACCGAUUCUCUCGUGCUGAAGAGUCCGAGACUUCUCUUGCUAGUAGCCACCGGCAUGAGGAGCCGGAUACGAUCAUGCUACGGCCAAAUAGUCAGCAGUAUGCAGGGUCGUUGGACAGGACGUCGACCAAGGGAUCCUCACACCAAAUUGAGCAUGAGGCAAGGGAGGUGGCUUGA